Messenger RNA from Hydra vulgaris (swiftwater hydra), 2207 nucleotides. Its product is annotated as solute carrier family 2, facilitated glucose transporter member 8. Gene Ontology annotation, molecular function: sugar transmembrane transporter activity. Lineage: Eukaryota; Metazoa; Cnidaria; Hydrozoa; Anthoathecata; Hydridae. Gene Ontology annotation, cellular component: membrane. The record is from RefSeq and is a predicted model, not a curated record. Gene Ontology annotation, biological process: carbohydrate transport; transmembrane transport.
CGCAAUGUAAAGUUAUCGAAACAUAACUUUGGUUAACAGUUGAGUUUUUUUUUUAAAUAUAAAAAAUAAAAAAAUUAUUUAUUUGUAGCUUAAAAAUUUUUAUUUAACAAAUUGUGAUUCUCCCGAAAUCAGAUUUAGUCACUGAUCAACUGGGGUUUUCUAUUUUAUAAACUAAUUUUAAAUAAAAUACUGUAAAGUAUUUUGUCUUGCGUAUUAUAUAACCUAGGCAAUUUUUAACUAUACCAAGUUGCAAAGUUGCUUAGAUGGAAGAUAAAGAGCUGACAAUCUCAAUUAUUAAUAGCGAUAAACAUGUUACAAAAGAACGUUUUAUAACAGCUUUUUUUGCUGCUCUUAUUGCAUCAUUAGCAUCACUUUGUUUUGGAUUUGCUAUUGGUUACACCUCUCCUACUGAAGUUGCAAUAGAAAAUGAUUCAAGAUUAAAUAUAACAAAAGACGAAUUUUCCUGGUUUGCAUCAAUAAUCGCACUGGGAGCAUUGUUUGGAAGUAUUUUCGCUGGAUUCAGUGUAGAUAAGUUUGGGCGAAAGACAACUAUUUUAAUUACAUCAGUUUUUUAUAUUCCUGGCUGGUGCUUGAUAUGUUAUGCUACUAAUAUUUCUAUGCUUUAUGCUGGCAGGAUACUGGUUGGUGUUGGGGUUGGCAUAACUUCUUUAACUGUUCCUCUGUACAUUGCAGAAGUAUCUUCUGCUCGACUUCGUGGUGGUUUAGGUGCUAUAAAUCAGUUUGGUAUUACGAUUGGUAUAUUUUUAUCAUACCUUGUUGGAUCCUCAAUAUCGUGGGAUUGGACAGCUAUCUUUGCGAUUGCAGUUGUAGCAGUUAUGGUUAUCUUAAUGAUAUUCAUGCCUGAGACUCCAAGAUGGCUCAUCACACACAAUCAAAGGCAAAAAGCUCUCCAAAACCUAAUUUGGUUGCGAGGUUCACUUUAUGAUGUAGAAAAAGAAUGUAAUGAAAUGGAAACUAAUUUAGGUAAGCAAGAGAAUUCAUCAUUAAAAGAUAUUCGUAGAAUGGGUUUGUUUCGACUCUUGUUGGUCGGUGGUUUUUUAAUGUUUUUUCAGCAGUUUUGUGGUAUAAAUGCUGUUCUAUUUUUUAACGCAAAAAUAUUUUCAAGUGCUGGUUUUAAUGAUUCCAAGGUAGUUUCAUUAUCAGUUGGUGCUACUCUGGUUUUAGCAACAGCAGUAUCUUGUUUAAUUGUUGAUAAGUCAGGACGAAAAGUUUUAUUAAUGGUUGGUAGUAUUGUCAUGUUUUUAUGUAAUUUUUUUCUAGCUAUUUAUUAUGAUAUUGCAAAAAUUCCUUUAAAUGUCGGUCAAAAGACCAUUUCAAUAUUUGGUAGAAACAUUUCACACUCUGUUCCUCUUAAUCAAAUUUCAUGGUUAGGUGUUCUUUGUGUUAUUGUUUACAUUGCCAUUUUUUCACUUGGCUGGGGACCUUUACCGUGGUUAUUAAUGUCAGAAAUUUUCCCACCUCGUAUUCGUGGUUUCGCAAGUGCGGUUGUAACAUUUAUAAAUUGGAGUUUAGUAUUUUUAGUGACCAAAUCAUUUCAAUACAUGAUUAAAUCUUUCUAUGAACAGGGCACUUUUUUUUUUUACUCUCUUUUUUGUUUGCUAAGCUUUUUCUUUGUCUUUUUCUUUGUCCCGGAAACAAAAGGAAAAACUCUUGAAGAAAUACAGCAGUGUUUGAAAAAGUGAAAUAUGUUUUACAUAAAAAUAUUUUACUGUAUUUAAACCUUUAUUUAAUGGAGGAUCAGAUUAACUUGUGGUUUUUUUUGUUCAAAAAUAUUUUAAUAAUAAUGCAUCCAGCAAAAUUAAAAUAAAUUUGUUGGAGAAAGAACUUCAACUUUUAAUAGAAAAUUUUGAAAAUUAAUUAAUGAUUAUGAUAAAAAUUACAAAACAAUGGAAAAGCGUUUCUAUAUUUUAUUUAGCCUUUCUGUAUUUAUUUAGAGUUUCUUGUAGCUAGUAUAUAGUAUAAAUUUAAGAAUUUUUUAUUUGUAAAUACAUUUUUAAAUUCCUUUAAAGUUUUUUUCACAUAUAUUUAAUUGUAUUGUUUAAUGUAAACUAAUUUUUUUAAAUAUUGUAAAACAGUGGAAAAUAAAAAACCGUGUUUAAGCGUUUCUUGUAGUUAGCUUUUUGUUGCAACAACAAUGUAAAUAUGUUCAUGUAAUGUUUACAAAAAUUUUAUUUGUAGAAGCAUUU